Messenger RNA from Delphinapterus leucas (beluga whale), 1168 nucleotides. The record is from RefSeq and is a predicted model, not a curated record. NCBI's taxonomy places the organism in Eukaryota, Metazoa, Chordata, Mammalia, Artiodactyla, Monodontidae.
CACACACUUAGGGACCAAUCCACAGCUGCAUCCUUCCUGUGGCACAAUUGGACUAGAAGAAAGACCUGGGAAGAAAACAACUUACCAAGUAAAGAAUGUGUUUGGCAGGCUUGUUACACACAGACCAUGGCCUGUUUUCAGAAGCCAAACUGAAUGAAAACAGCUUUAAAAGAGGCAAGCAUUUGUGAAAAAGUCCUUGAAGGAUUCUUAACUGUUCUUCUGGACAAAAAGAAACCAGUGAAUCAAAGGUGCUUCUCAGGUCCUCACUCCUAUUUUCCUGACAGACAAAAUGAUUUAAAAAGAGAGGCACGUGUGUCAACAAACUCAGGCCCUUCUGUCUAAGAAUUUUCUUUAAAAAUGGAGAAUGAAAAAAGAGAGCUUAUUGGAGUGGACCACAGUGCUGCUUCUGGGGCUCUCUUUGUGCUUCUUUUCGGCACUCUUCAAAGCUACUCAUUUUCAUGAACAGCCUCUUCAAGUCCUGGGACGUGCGGAUAACUUCUGGAACCCUGACUUAUGCACGCCUCGCUUACCCACGCUGGGCACGGGCUCUCCUGCCCAGUGUGGAUUCUGCCCGGACCUGGCGCUCCGUGCAUUCUCCGUGUGGUCCCCAGCAAGCCAUCUGUGCUUCCAGCCCCGAGUCUCAGGGCUCAUCGGACUCUCUCCUUUCCUUAUAGAAACACCCAAUGCCAGCUACCAGGCCAGCCCGGCCUGGUCACAGCGCCUCUUUCACUGUCUCGGAAGAACAAUCGUUGGGACUCCUGAUGAAGAAACCAUGGACAUAGUACUCGCAAAAAACUACUCUGAAAUGGUGGGAAUCGUGUUUAAUGAUACAUAUUGGCUGAAGUUUAGCUGGGGACAUAGAAUCCCAGUUAUGAGAGAACACUUUGAAUACUCAGAACAUUGUUGGGCUAUGCGUGAUGAAAUUUUUUGUUCCUUGACAACAUACUGGCAAAGAGGGUUUGUGGCUUUUCAAACCACAAUUAAUGCUGCAAUUAUAGAAGUCACAACAAAUCGUUCUGUGAUGGAAGAGUUGACAUCAGUUAUUGGAAUAAAUAUGAGGACACCCCCUUUCAUUUCUAAGGAAGAAACUACAAAUGAAUGGUUUAUUUUUAUUUGUGUAGUUUAUUUCUCCCCUUUUGUAUAAUCAUUAAACAUUACAAUGGAAUGA